Racocetra persica is the source of this 1081-nucleotide messenger RNA. NCBI's taxonomy places the organism in Eukaryota, Fungi, Glomeromycota, Glomeromycetes, Diversisporales, Gigasporaceae. The record is from the annotation of a GenBank genome assembly.
AUGGCCGAUAAGAAGAUAACAAAUUGGUCAAAAGGACACGCUUUCGAAGAUGCUCUUCGUAAAUUAUUUAAUGAUAAUAGAAUAAUUGCUCACAUAAUUCAAGUCUCUGAAGGAGAUGGAGAAUUAGAUUUAUUACUUUCGUACCAAGGUAAUCAAAUCUGUGUACAGUCUAAAGAUAGAGAAAAUGCUCUUACAUUAUCCAUGAUCAAAGACUUUGAAGCUACGAUGAUUCAUUUUAAAAGUUCAUUAGGAAUUUUGGUUUAUAAUAGUGAGAUGAUGAAAACAGAAAAAUAUUUGACCAAACAAGCUAAACUUUGGUUAGACAAUUCAACUCAAGAAUUAAUUGUUUGUAACGAAAAACAAGUUGUUGAGAAAAUUAAGAAUUUUUUCAAAAAUGAAAAAGAUUCGAUAGAAGAAUUAAUUUUAACUGAUUUUAAAGCGGAUAAAUUUUCUUUAAUGGGAAUUAUUUCUGAAAAUACUACAAAGAAAACAAAGAUAAUUGUAUUUACUGGAACUAUUGGUGUUGGCAAGACUACUUGCGCUAAAUUAUUCGAAGCUUUCCUUAAAACAAAAGGAUUUACCAUAAAUCAUCACAAAGAACUUUCACUACAAGUUAUCGAAGAAUUUCAUAUAUUCAAAAAAGACAAACCAAAGAAUUUUCUUUUUUUCCAAUACAUUUUGUUACAUCACUUUAAACAACAAAUUUACGAAAUUAAAAAGAAUAAUUUUAGUUUUUUAUGGUUUCUAUGGAAGGUUGAUUAUAUUAUUCUCGAUCGUACUCAGAAGGAUAUGAAGAUAUUCAAUAAAAUUUUCCAAGAUCCGAGCGAGAAAGAAUAUAUCGACAAAAAAGUUAAUGCGAUCGAACCACUUAACUUCUAUAAGGUUGUUUUUGUGACUGUUCUAAUCAAAAUGUCUAUUGAACGGCAGCAAAAGAGAGCUCGUUUAGGUGAAUUGGUCGAUAGAGAGUAUUUGGAAAUACUUAAUGCUUAUUACCUUGAAGAUAUUGAUUUGGUAUAUCCCAAGAAUUUAAAUUUUGAAAAUAUUGUUAAUCUCUGUGGUGAUGAUUGCGCACAAUGUCUCG